AUGGUCUUUGAUAUCGACAUUUCUAUUGAGAUCUCACCUCAGCCAGAAUUUCGAUAUAGCGAGACGCUAUUCCCUUCUGCUCUACCAAAUCCCGCCAUGUCCGGCGCCAAGAGAGUCUUGGAACGUCGAGGCCUGCUGGGUUUUGGUGAAGUCGAAGGUUUAGCCAAGCAGUUCGACAGCAUCUCACGUCUCGUAUACAUGGAUGACACUAUGCUCUACGAAGACGUCAUCUUCGACUUCGACAAGACGGCGGAAGAAAUCACAAGUCACGCAAAGGGAUUCGACAAUCAGUCCCUAGCUGGAAUACUCAUCGAAGACUUUGAAUAA
Fusarium coffeatum is the source of this 327-nucleotide messenger RNA. RefSeq lists its product as uncharacterized. Bases 1 to 327 code for a protein of 108 amino acids. Lineage: Eukaryota; Fungi; Ascomycota; Sordariomycetes; Hypocreales; Nectriaceae. The transcript has a single exon. The record is from RefSeq and is a predicted model, not a curated record.